UUUGGAAUAUCAAGAUAUGCCAGACUUCCCCCAUUACCGCUCACAUUGUAAGUGUCUUUGAAUUGAGCUUCAACGACUGCAGAAGUGAAUCGUACAUAGCCGACUAGCACCAUGUCAUUUCCCCCAGCAGACUGUUUGUACCACUGGAUCAAAUCAAAAGCAGUGUUUGAAUGGCUGCACUUCAUCUGGACUUCUUCUCCAGGAUGUUUGAUCAGAGCACCGGGACUCUGAUGAACACUGUUCUUUGAGAGUUCUGCAAGACACAUUUCAAACAUACAGCUUUAGUGAGGAAAAUACACUUUAUGAGCUUAAAGAAUAAACGUGGAAAUAUUUAGGUCAAUUUCUUUGAGUUAAUGUGAUAUUACCUGUCAAACAGAACGGCAGAGCUGCUAAAUGUACGAAAAGUCUAAUCAUGAUCCUAAUGCAGAUGAAAACAAAACUAUGAUGACUGCAAACUGAACAGAGCUGCCUGGAUGUAAAGGAGGAGGAGGAGGAGUCUUCAUCAGUGUAUUUGAACAGUAUCCUGCUGUGUCUCUUCACAUAUAUAUCCUGAUGAUAUCUGUGUUGAUUUCCUGCCACAGGCUGCAGUUAGAUGCAGGUGCGUUCUUCUUCAGUGUGACUUUAUGUGGCUGAUUAUCAGAGCGGGUUUUUGUAGAAGCAAGAGCGACUUUGAGUCACUGUGUCUACUAGCUGCACAGUAAUACACGCCGCUGUCUUCAGGCUGUCUGAGUUUCAGCACAUUAAUAUAAUGUUUCAACCAGCGAUGGAGAUACCCAUUUUAUAACAAAAAAGACCACGUGACACUGGCUCGUCUCAAACGAGCCUAACGAACCAAUCAGCUCCCGUUAGCUGAAACACGUGGUUGGCAUACGUCAUACGCAUUACGCGCAUGCGUACGCGCUAACCCCGCCCCCCUCCCCAUCAGUCCUUCAGUCGCGCAGAAUGGCGGCUCUUUUGGAAUCUCUUCUGUGGAAGAAAGUGGACGUUACAACGGUCUUGGACUGGCUAAAGAAUGACAAGGAAGGCGAACGGCUGGCAUUGAGAGAACCUGAGGUGACAGUUCACAAACAAGAGUUUGUCCCAUUUCUUCUGAACUUCCUGAGAGAGCAGAGCAGUCGAGCACUAACUCAUGGCCCCGCCACGCCUGCCAAGACCCCCAGCCGCCCCAGACCUGGUGCACAGACUCAGUGUGCCACUGACAGGAGGGGCUGCAGGUCCGCUGGUGGUGGUGGUGGAGAUGGUUCUCGGAGUGCCAGCCGGGUCCAGCUGUUUUCUCCAUCCGCCUCAGUGUCACCUGGGUCCGAGUGGGAUGCUGCCGGUGAGUCAGGGUCCCACUCUCUGAGUGGGGUCAACGCCUUCAGCAGCCCCUCCUCCUUUGCUACAGGAUGGAGCCCCGCCUCCAGGCCUUCAGGCUCCGAACGCCGGUCGGGCCAGAGGAUCAGUCUGGGGGACUACAUGGUUUCUCCUCCUGACCUCCAGAAAAGCCCCAGCUUCCAGUCCCAGAAGGGUCGCAGGAGAGGUGGUGGCAACAUGGCAGCGGGGGGACAAGGGAAACAUGGAGGGUGGCGGGGAGGACAUCACAGUGAUGAGACUGGGCGAUGGGAAAGCGGGGGAAGAAGGUCAGGUAGAGGAGGUGGAGGAGGAGGAGGGAACAGUAGGAUAAGCGAGCAGGCUUCACCUCCAUCUGUGGGGCAGCUCAACUUCAACAACUUGGAGGACUUCCCUCCUGUUGGGUCUUCACCCAUUUCACCCGCGGCAUCCAAACCAUCUAGAAGAAUAAACCCAACGGCAGUCGGUGCAGAACGGCCUCACUCCAAACCAAAGACGUGCUUCACCUCCACCCCGUUCAGUGAGUCUUCUAGUCCCUCGUUAGCCGUGGAGGCGCUCGAGGGGUCGAUGACAGUGGGCAGUCCUCUGAGCCUGCAGGAGGAGAGGGAGCUGCUAAAGAGAGAAAAGACAAAGCGAGCUCAGCAGGUUGGCUCUCCUCUGCUCUCGUCUCUGGACCCGUGCACCCCCACCAAGUUAGGGCUGAGGACGGGGUCUAAAGUUACACCAGAGCUGCAGGCACCCUGUCCUGAACCAUCCAAAGUCACCUUCUCUGUGGAACUGGAUCUCCUAGCAGAGCUGUACUGUACCUGCAUUUCUGAAAACCUUGUGCCAAACAUUUUCCUGGAGCUUUUCUUUGUGGUGCAGUUGCUAACUUCUCAAUCCUUUCACACUCAUGAUGACGAUGAACAGGAGAGUUUGUGUGCAGUGAAUUCAGAAAUUCUGGAGAGAUGUUACCUGAGACAAGUACACAACUGUGUGUAUUUUGCAGUGAAGGUUCUGGAGAAUCAGUUUCAGUUGGUAGCUCAUUUGGACAAGUGUACCUUGCGUCUACUGGCGGAGAACGAGCGGGUGGCGUCUUUCUCUCCGGCUCUCAGGGGCCGUCUGACUCAGGCCCAGGAGGGGAGCACAUCCAAGCUCUCUCCUUCAGUCUCCACUUUCAUCCACUCUGUCCCGUUCCAGCCUGCUACUGACAACCGGUCCAACUUCGGUAGUGACAAGGCCUUCCACACCUUUAAAAAACAGAGAGACAUUUUUUACGAGGUGUUACGAGAAUGGGAGGACUUUCACAAAGAGCAGAGGUGGAACUUUGACGCUGCUCUCGGCAGCAGGAUAAGAGGAAUGAUGAGUCAGCUGACAUCUGCAGGAAACCAUUCCCAUUUUGCUCGUCUGUUCCUGAAGCAGCUUGUUCAGACGUGUAAAGGCCCCCGUGUGAACAGCUCCCCCGGGGAUACUCCUGAUGCGGACCUGCUCGGCAUGCUGGGAGCCGACAGCCUCGGGCGUCUGAAGCGUCUUGAGGAGCGUCUCAUCCAGCCUCAGGGAGUCGUCGGGCCCUGCCCGCCACCAUCCUUUCCUGGUCACCAGGAGUUCUUCAGGGAUUUCCUGCAGACGGCUAGCUGCUGCCAGCUGAACCAGCACCUGCAGGACAGCCUGUGUCAGCAGCUCCUCCAGCUGGACGAGGUGUCCAUCCUGAGUCCUCCUGCUUCCAUCGCGGAGGUAGAGGAGGACGGAGACGGGGACAUGGAGCAGCAGGAUGAGAAGCAGCGCUUCACCUCGGUGCUGCUCCUCGCUCGUCUUCUGGCGAAGUUUCUGGGAUUCAUUUCCUUUCUGCCUUACCAAACGUCUGAGAGACCAUCCAGGGAGAUACAGGACACUGCCAUAGCCCUGCGUAGCAAGAGUGUUCCGGUGCUGGAUGUUUGUGCUGUGCUGAGUAACAGCAUGAGAAGGAGGCGCACCAUCCUGACCGUGCCCUGGCUGGUGGAGUUCCUCUCCAUGAUGGACUUCAUUGGUCCCCUCCUGCUCUGCUAUAGGACGGCACUGGGCAAACUGCUCCUCCUGUACAGGAGAAUGCUGCUGGCCAGAUGUGGAGAAAUGUGUUACCUGAACAAGCUGCUGAUGGUGUCUGUGUUGGGCUGGCUUUUCCAGAUCCCGGUGAUUCCUGAGGAUGUUUUCUUCACCAAUGAGUUCACUGAGGUGGCCAAGCUGGAGGACAGCAACAUGAGUGCUGCGGGACUCGACUGCAUUCCCCUGGUGGAUCAGCAGCUUCUCUACACGUGUUGUCCAUUUCUUGGUGAGUUCCGUAAGCUCUUGGCUGCCUUUGUGUCCGGAAGCACCGCCAAAAGUGGAGGAAUCAUCCGCAAGAUCACUCCCACUUCUGCCGAGCUGAAGGACACGCCGACCGCCAACAGGUCGCAGCAGAAGCUGCAGGUGGACCUCGAGCAAGCCUUCUUUCACAACCAGCCGCCGUCGUUGCGUCGCACCGUGGAGUUCGUAGCUGAGAGAGUUGGAUCCAACGCCGUCAAGCACAUGAAGGCCACUUUAGUGAGUGAGUUGGUGGAGCGAGGUGAGAAGAUGCUGCGAGAUGGUCUGAAGUCGCCAAACUCCAAUCCUUCAAAGCUGAAUGACUCCAUCUGUGCUCAGCUGUGUGUCGCCGGAUUGGAAGCCCUGGCAAAAGCCACCAGAUUCUGCUGUGAGAAGAGUCCAGAUGCCGUACGGAUGCUGCUCUCCGAUGAGACGUCUCCUGCUGUCCUGACCACAUCUGAAAACAUCACCAAACGUCUUGCAACAGAAAAAGCCUGCAGCUGGCUCUCCGCCAACAUCACAGCCCUGAUAAGACGAGAGUGGAAGAGCAGGUGUGAUCGUGUGAUGAAGGCCGUGGGCGGCCCGGUGGCUCCGGACUCGAGGGAUGUGGAGGGCGCCGUGCUCGAGCUGGUCUCCAAGGACGAGCCGUCGACCACUCCCAAGAGGAAACAAGGAGGCGAGAGUGUGACAUCCUGCCCGCCGCACUGCGACCACAGCGCUUCACUGCCCUCUGACAUCAUCGUUGAGAUGAAGGAGUUGCUGAGCAUCGCGGUAGGCCCCCGGUCUGAUGAGGAGCUGCUCACCGGCUCUCAGGUGACAACGCUGCUACAGAGGGUGGUCGACACGCUGGCCUGCAGAAAGUUCUCAACUGUGAUGUCGGAGCAGAUGCUGCUGAACUUGACUGUCCUGCUGGCCUGCAAGCUGGUGUCUGCAGAGCUGCCCGUACUGUCUCCACCAGGGUGCAGCGGAGGUGAAGGUCUUGUUGUGGGUCCUGGUUCGGGAUCAGAGCCUCCUGUCAGAGCGCUGCUGGAGCAGCUUGCCGAGCUGUGGCAAGACGACCGCUGUUCCUCCGCCCCCCUCCACCUGCUCUUCACCCCACUCACCGUCACCGCGGUGCUGAAGGCCAGCGACACUGAGUGGAAGAACUACCUGUUUCUGGUUCGAAAGCUGGUUGACGGACACGUCUUGAGCGAGGAAGAGGUCGUAUCUCAUUGGAAGAAGCUAACGAACUUGGCCUUGCCAGCGGAGCUGAUAGAGAAUUUCCAGCUGCAGUCACAGAGUAUUAAACCCCCCUUGCCUCUGGCUGAGUUGCAGAGCCACUUGGAUAUACUGCAGGUCUCACAACAGACAGUAGAGGGAGCUACAUGACGGCAAUAUUACUGCUCGGCGUCCCCACAGCAUCUUUUUCUGUUAUCCACACUGUGUUUUAUGUGGCAUCUAUCAGUGUGUUAUUCAGGAGAGAGAGACAGAUCUGGGUGACUUCUUGUUGUUGACCAUUUUAUAUAUAUUUUUGCACAGCCCAUCAAAGCUGCACCACAGUCAGCCUCUGCACAGGCUUUGCAAGCUUCAGACUUUUGUUCUCCUGUGAAGUGACAGCAGCCUUUCAUGAAUCCCUCUGCUCUUUUGCUAAGGUGACAACCAGAGAGCCCUGCCAGUCAGACGUAGCUAGAGGACGACACCAUUACACACCUUUUUUUAGACCUGUUAAACUUUCCUGCAAGCACACCUGGUAUACGUGAUUGUGUCCGAAGGGAAAUACUAGUACAGUAGAUGAAACAUUUCAAACAGUUGAGACCAUUGCAGAGAAUUGGCAAAGACAUAAGACGGGUCAGCAUCAAACUGCUGAGGACUCAAACGGAGUAGCUUCAGUGUCACCUUAAAGACCGUGACUCUUUAAAACAUGCAGUUUUAUUCCCAAUUUUUACAUGAAGUAUUCUAUCAGGCAAGCCAUAGUUUUUAAAGGAACUCUUGUUAAUAAAAUGGACUUUUAGACUUACCAGAUAACAUAGAAAGACUUAAUUUUAGUACAGCACUUUCACACACUGCCUUUGACCGCCACUACUGGUGAUUGCAUGUUUGCUCUAUGAAUGCAAGACUGCAGUUUGUGUUUGGUUUUUAGUUCAUGUUGAACGAGUAUUCGCUGUAUUCCCUGCUGCUUUUUUAAAGUGAAAUAUUUUUAUGUUGCCACAAAAAUAAUAAAGUAUUCUGCUUUUAAAUGUUCUUUUUUUGUGUUGUCAUCGUACUGAUUUUAUAUCGUAAU
Messenger RNA from Anarrhichthys ocellatus (wolf-eel), 5887 nucleotides. It is a transcript of the gene cdan1, whose product is annotated as codanin 1. The record is from RefSeq and is a predicted model, not a curated record. Gene Ontology annotation, biological process: chromatin organization. The transcript is spliced from 28 exons. NCBI's taxonomy places the organism in Eukaryota, Metazoa, Chordata, Actinopteri, Perciformes, Anarhichadidae. Gene Ontology annotation, cellular component: nucleus. Bases 943 to 4995 code for a protein of 1350 amino acids.